Molecule: messenger RNA, 913 nt
Organism: Balaenoptera ricei (Rice's whale)
Lineage: Eukaryota; Metazoa; Chordata; Mammalia; Artiodactyla; Balaenopteridae
Gene: SOX21
Product: SRY-box transcription factor 21
Exons: 1
Coding region: 1-831 (276 amino acids)
Biological process (GO): regulation of DNA-templated transcription; anatomical structure morphogenesis; cell differentiation
Molecular function (GO): RNA polymerase II cis-regulatory region sequence-specific DNA binding; DNA-binding transcription factor activity, RNA polymerase II-specific
Source: RefSeq, a predicted model, not a curated record
AUGUCCAAGCCGGUGGACCACGUCAAGCGGCCCAUGAAUGCCUUCAUGGUCUGGUCGCGGGCUCAGCGGCGCAAGAUGGCCCAGGAGAACCCCAAGAUGCACAACUCGGAGAUCAGCAAGCGCCUGGGCGCCGAGUGGAAGCUGCUCACCGAAUCGGAGAAGCGGCCGUUCAUCGACGAGGCGAAGCGCCUGCGCGCCAUGCACAUGAAGGAGCACCCAGACUACAAGUACCGGCCGAGGCGCAAGCCCAAGACGCUGCUCAAGAAGGACAAGUUCGCCUUCCCUGUGCCCUACGGCCUGGGCGGCGUGACCGACGCCGAGCACCCGGCACUCAAGGCGGGCGCCGGGCUGCACGCGGGCGCGGGUGGCGGCCUGGUGCCCGAGUCGCUGCUCGCCAACCCCGAGAAGGCAGCCGCCGCCGCCGCCGCGGCUGCCGCCCGCGUCUUCUUCCCGCAGUCGGCCGCCGCCGCCGCCGCCGCCGCCGCCGCCGCCGCCGCCGGCAGCCCCUACUCGCUGCUCGACCUGGGCUCCAAGAUGGCAGAGAUCUCGUCCUCCUCGUCCGGUCUCCCGUACGCGUCGUCGCUGGGCUACCCGACCGCGGGCGCGGGCGCCUUCCACGGCGCGGCGGCGGCGGCUGCAGCGGCGGCGGCGGCCGCCGGGGGGCACACGCACUCGCACCCCAGCCCGGGCAACCCGGGCUAUAUGAUCCCGUGCAACUGCAGCGCGUGGCCCAGCCCCGGGUUGCAGCCGCCGCUCGCCUACAUCCUACUGCCCGGCAUGGGCAAGCCUCAGCUGGACCCCUACCCCGCGGCCUACGCCGCCGCGCUAUGACCCCGCGGGGCCGCCUCGCGAGGACCGGUGUGCACACGUGUACAUAUGUAUAGGUACGAGCUCUGCGGCCCCCCCCGAGCGC